CGACUCGACAGAAAGUGACUUGUGCGGACGGAGUGUGCGAUUGGCGUGUUAUCCUGAGUGUGCUUUUCCUGAGGCCAAAAUCUACAAUUUAUCCGCACUGACAACAGCAGCACUGCAAUACAACGUGUACAUUCUCAUCGACUCAAAAAUUCAAAAGUGAUCGAUCUGUUCAGAAAUCUGCUCUGCAUUAUUUGCAUCUAUUACCAUUACGAAAAACAAAAUGGAUGUGUGCGCCGUAGUGAAGCAACUUCGUGAAUUGGCGUCCGAUCCAAAGAACAGAGACGCCAUCGUAAAGGAUCAAGGAUGUCUGCCAGGACUGGUUCUUUUUUUAGACAAUGAUAACAUCGACGUUGUGGUUGCAGCUUUGGAGACUCUACAGCUAUUGGCUGAUUGCCCCAGCAACUGUCCAAUCAUGAAGAAGGAACUGGGCAUGCUCAUAAGCCUUCAGGAUAUCAUGGACAAAUCAAAGUACAGUUUGAGAGCACAGAAUUUAGCAAGAGACAUCCAUGACAGAUUAACGACCCCACCCAGCCCCAGUCCCCUGAAGGAAACCCAGAACACGACCCAGCACAGACCAGUGCCCAAGUGCAAGGAAAACAAGGCCUUCUUCCUAGGCUCGACCAACAGGAAGGGGAAAGUUGUCACGCUGCAGUUGAACGGACUAAAUGAUCAGGAACAGAGGAAGGCCUGUGAGGACGAACUUCUCAAAGUCAAAGGGGUGAUCAGUUUUACCUUUGACCUCUUCAGAAAGAGAUGUAUUUUAAGAACAAAGGCUGAACUCAAACCAGAGCUUCUUAUAGCAGCGGUUGCACGGACAGAGACGAUGUCUGCCAAGCAAGUCCUCAAGAAUGAGUUUGGAGAAGAGGUGUUGCUAUCCUUCGGCGCUGACCCAGCCACCGCCGAUAAGGAGAAUGCCUCCCGGCCAGACUACCUCCCCGAAGACGACAGUCCAGUCAGGGGACUGGACAAGGCCGUGGUGCGACAAGGCAAAGCGGAGCAGCAGCCAAAGACCAGCUGGCUGAGCACGGCCGCGUCGUUCAUCUCAACCAGCUUCUACUGGUGAUCGCUGGGCGCUCGUUUAAAAUCUUGUACAUGUUUGUAAAUGAGUAGAAUCGUAUGGAGUCAACAUCUGUUACGUUGGAAGUUUAUCCCGCGGUUCCAACUGUGGCCGAAGAAGUGAGGCUGCAGUGCAUUGUGCAGCACACGAGCAAAGCAUCUGUGAUUCAGCACAGGUGUAAAUGGAACGCAAGUGAAUUUGUUCCUUUGAUGUAACAUUUUACAUAUUUUGAAAACUAAUUCUUUUGUUUUUUAAUAAUUAUGGCCAUUUUCCUUGGAACGUGUUAAAGUACACACAGUAAUGGAGGGAAGUACAGUGUGAUAGAAAAUGAUUUUGGGUUUGUAUUGAAAAAAAUUUAGGGAGGCUUGUUUGCUACAUAUCUGAACAACUAAUGAACCUUUGCACAAAGAGACCCUUUGCGAAAAGAUGUUGUAGCAGCGUGACUACCUUUCGAUUCACAGUGCAGUUCUGUCUACAUUCUGUAAGCCAUCAUUCAGGCAAGCUGUCUAGUGUGCGGUAUUUUGGGAAGCAGCGGGCCCAGCCCUCCCAUUUCUGGGAGUCUUAAAUUGCACCUGUAGUAAUUUGGGGCCAAUUUCAUAGAGCUGCUUAAGCACAAAAUCUGCUUAAGCGGGAAAAAACUUUACAUACUAAACAAGGG
Molecule: messenger RNA, 1715 nt
Organism: Acanthaster planci (crown-of-thorns starfish)
Lineage: Eukaryota; Metazoa; Echinodermata; Asteroidea; Valvatida; Acanthasteridae
Product: armadillo repeat-containing protein 1-like
Molecular function (GO): protein binding
Source: RefSeq, a predicted model, not a curated record